Messenger RNA from Nomascus leucogenys (northern white-cheeked gibbon), 5473 nucleotides. RefSeq names its product taste 1 receptor member 2 (gene TAS1R2). Gene Ontology annotation, biological process: sensory perception of sweet taste; G protein-coupled receptor signaling pathway. Gene Ontology annotation, cellular component: membrane; sweet taste receptor complex. Gene Ontology annotation, molecular function: sweet taste receptor activity; G protein-coupled receptor activity. NCBI's taxonomy places the organism in Eukaryota, Metazoa, Chordata, Mammalia, Primates, Hylobatidae. The record is from RefSeq and is a predicted model, not a curated record.
AAAAAAAAAAGUUACCUAUAAUCCAUUUUCAUUGUAAGAACCACUAUCCUGUGUUGUGAUGGUUAAUUUUAUGUGUCAAUUUGGCUGGGCAUGGUGCCCAGGUAUUUGGUCAAGCAUUCUGGGUGUUUCUGUGAAGGUGUAUUUGGAUGAGAUUAACAUUUAAAUCAGUGGAGUUUUAAAGGUAAAAAGCAAGGCAGGUGACCGUUCAUCCUGUGGGUGGGCGUGGUCUAAUCAGCUGAAGGUCUUAAAAAAGUGAAGAAUGAGCUCUCCACGCAGGAAGGAAUUCUGCCAGCAGAUUACCCUCACACCGAAUCGCUGCAGCUCUUCCCUGGGCCUCCAGCCUGCUGGGCUGCCAUGCAGAUUUUGGACUGAGUAAGCCUCCAUAAUCGCAUGAGCCAAUUCUUAAAACCUCUCUCUUGCUCCUGUUCUGUGUCUCUGGAGGUCCCUGAUGAGUAUGUGUGCUGAAGACCCUGUAUGUUUCCUUACAACAGCCUUUGGAAGGAAAUUCUGCCAUGCUGCCAUUUUGGAGAGAAGGAAAUUUAGGUACAGAGGUCAGGGGACUUCCUGGGGGUAUGGUAUUACUGAGAUGUAAACCCUGGUCUGUCUGAUUCCAAAGCCUGUUCUCUCUCCUUCACCCAGAUGUCCACGGCUAGUGCUGAGCUGUCUUGGAAAGACAUGCUCAGCUGGCCAAAUGAUGACUGACAGGAGCCACUGUGGCCAGUUAGCUUGAGCCCAGGUCUGUGCGCCCUAGCCCAUGCAGGCCAGGUGACUUGUGGAGGGGUGGAAACGUGUGACCUGGCCUGUCCCCCCCAACCUGCCCGUGAUGUAAAAUGGGCUGUUUUGUAAACCACACUGACACCUCCAGGGACAAUAGGCAAUACCCAGAGUGCCCUAGGCUGGAGCACAGAAGGGAAGGGUGGCAACUGCAUUUAUAGUCGUGAGACCGGCAGGCUGUGAAUGUGUUUGAACCGUUGGUGUGACUUGCUCAAGAUCACACUGAGACAGGGUUGGCUAAUUACUAAAUCCUUUAUCUACCUGGUCGCUUAAAGCUUUGGCAGUGACCUUACCAGGUAACUGUGGCAGGACCCACGGAGGUCGGAGGUGGGAUAACCAGCUCAAGCUCAUGCAGCUGGUUAGGAGGAAGGCUCGGGCUUGCACCUGGGUCUGUGGCUGCCCACGGCCCAUGCUCCUCGCCACCUGUUCCACUGGGCUCCUGACUUCCAAGCUCCUCCUCUCCUACUGUUAUUUUAUCCAACCUUCCUCAACCUGCCACCUUUGCCUCCUUUUGGACUAGGGGUGACUCAAAGCUGUUGAUUACCCUGUUCUCUCUCCUCUCCCUCAUCCCCUAGACUUGGUGCUGGUGGCUCUUGAGGGCCCAGUGCUGGCUCGGGGACCUGAGGCCUCUUUGCAUGGUCACCACAGUAAGUCCCUAUGUCUGCGGUGGCCCAAGGAGCCCCUUCAUUUCCCUGCUGUGGCCAGGGCCAGGGCUUGGAGCGUGAACCAUUUGACUGAGGCCGGAUAUCCCUGCCACCACUGUCCCACGGGCCGCCAGUGGAGCAUGCCCUCUAAGGAAAUGAGGGGCCACCUGUGCUGGCUGCAGGUCACCAGGCUGACCCAGAGCCCCUGUUGGCGGGGGGUGGUCAGGGGAAGUGGCAGGAGGCAGACCCACCCUCUCCAGAGAGUCUUAAUUUUCACUAGUUCAUCCCCGCCCCGUUCAUCGUCUUAUUUCCUGGGUGUUCUGUUUAGGGGCCAGAUUAGUAAAUAACAAGAGCCACCAUUGUUUGAACACAGGGUGUGUCCCAGACAUUGGGCUAAAUGCUUCGGGCAUCAUGGCCUUGGAUCCUCAUGGCAAUCUCAUGAAGUAGGUGCUGUUACUCCCAUUUUACAAAGGAGGAAACUGACACCAAUGGGUUAAAUAACUAACAUGCCAGUAGGAAAUAAACAAGCUGGGUUUUAAUCCCACACCUCUGACUCCCAAGCCCUGGGCCAUAACCACCACUGCACGGUGCCCUGGAGCUGGACAGGCGCUGGGCUCAGAUCCCAGCCUUAGCCCCUUGUUCCUGUGCCUUGACCUCCCAGCUUCAGACUCCUCCAGGAGCUGAGGACCAAAUGAAAUAUUUAAAAAUGAAACGCUGCAUCCCAUGGCCUGCCAGGGUGAGGUGCCCAAUCAAUGUGAAAUUUUAAUUUUCAACCCCAACACUUCUUCAUCCUAGAUAUGUGUGUUCCCAGGAAAGAGGAGAAGCCAGAUUUAAAUGAGCACCUAUCAAUAGGCCAAUUGUUUCUACGAAUUAUCUUGGACCGCACCGGCCUGUGAAAUGGUAUUUUAGCCCCAUUUCACAGAUGAGGACUGAGGCUUAAAGAGGAAUCCAUCCGUCCGGGUGUUCUGUGCGUGGAUGGGAGGAGGCACUGCUGCUGUCAUGGCUCUGAACACAACCAGCCAGCCUUGUCCUUCUGUGUCCGGGGGGCUGUCAGCCCCCCUGGAUGAUGGAGCAGGUAUGAAGUGAAGGUGAUAGGCUACAAUCUCAUGCAGGCCAUGCGCUUCGCGGUGGAGGAGAUCAACAAUGACAGCAGCCUGCUGCCUGGUGUGCUGCUGGGCUAUGAGAUAGUGGAUGUGUGCUACAUCUCCAACAAUGUCCAGCCAGUGCUCUACUUCCUGGCACAUGAGGACAACCUCCUUCCCAUCCAAGAGGACUACAGUAACUACAGUUCCCGUGUGGUGGCUGUCAUUGGCCCUGACAACUCCGAGUCUGUCAUGACUGUGGCCAACUUCCUCUCCCUCUUUCUCCUUCCACAGAUCACCUACAGCGCCAUCAGCGAUGAGCUGCGAGACAAGGUGCGCUUCCCAGCUUUGCUGCGCACCACACCCAGCGCCGACCACCACAUCGAGGCCAUGGUGCAGCUGAUGCUGCACUUCCGCUGGAACUGGAUCAUUGUGCUGGUGAGCAGCGACACCUAUGGCCGCGACAAUGGCCAGCUGCUUGGUGAGCGCCUGGCCCGGCGUGACAUCUGCAUCGCCUUCCAGGAGACGCUGCCCACACUGCAGCCCAACCAGAACAUGACGUCAGAUGAGCGCCAGCGCCUGGUGACCAUCGUGGACAAGCUGCAGCAGAGCACGGCACGCGUGGUGGUUGUGUUCUCGCCUGACCUGACCCUGUAUGACUUCUUCAAUGAGGUGCUGCGCCAGAACUUCACGGGUGCCGUGUGGAUCGCCUCCGAGUCCUGGGCCAUUGACCCGGUCCUGCACAACCUCACGGAGCUGCGCCACAUGGGCACCUUCCUGGGCAUCACCAUCCAGAGCGUGCCCAUCCCGGGCUUCAGUGAGUUCCGCGAGCGGGGCCCACAGGCUGGGCCACCACCCCUCAGCAGGAGCAGCCAGAGGUCUACCUGCAACCAGGAGUGCGACAACUGCCUGAACGCCACCUUGUCCUUCAACACCGUUCUCAGGCUCUCUGGGGAGCGUGUCGUCUACAGCGUGUACUCUGCGGUCUACGCCGUGGCCCACGCCCUGCACAGCCUCCUCAACUGUGACCACAGCACCUGCACCAAGAGGGAGGUCUACCCCUGGCAGCUGCUUGAGGAGGUCUGGAAGGUCAACUUCACUCUCCUGGACCGCCAAAUCUUCUUCGACUCGCAAGGGGACCUGGCUCUGCACUUGGAGAUUGUCCAGUGGCAAUGGGACCAAAGCCAGAAUCCCUUCCAGAGCGUUGCCUCCUACUACCCCCUGCAGCGACAGCUGAAGAACAUCCAAGACAUCUCCUGGCACACCAUCAACAACACGAUCCCUGUGUCCAUGUGUUCCAAGAGGUGCCAGUCGGGGCAAAAGAAGAAGCCUGUGGGCAUCCACGUCUGCUGCUUCGAAUGCAUCGACUGCCUUCCCGGCACCUUCCUCAACCACACUGAAGAUGAAUAUGAAUGCCAGGCCUGCCCGAAUAACGAGUGGUCCCACCAGAGUGAGACCUCCUGCUUCAAGCGGCAGCUGGUCUUCCUGGAAUGGCACGAGGCACCCACCAUUGCUGUAGCCCUGCUGGCCGCCCUGGGCUUCCUCAGCACCCUGGCCAUCCUGGUGGUAUUCUGGAGGCACUUCCAGACGCCCAUGGUUCGCUCGGCUGGGGGCCCCAUGUGCUUCCUGAUGCUGACGCUGCUGCUGGUGGCAUACAUGGUGGUCCCGGUGUACAUGGGGCCGCCCAAGGUCUCCACCUGCCUCUGCCGCCAGGCCCUCUUCCCCCUCUGCUUCACCAUCUGCAUCUCCUGUAUCGCCGUGCGCUCCUUCCAGAUCGUCUGCGCCUUCAAGAUGGCCAGCCGCUUCCCACGCGCCUACAGCUACUGGGUCCGCUACCAGGGGCCCUACGUCUCUAUGGCAUUUAUCACAGUACUCAAAAUGGUCAUUGUGGUAAUUGGCAUGCUGGCCACGGGCCUCAGUCCCACCACCCGUACUGACCCCGAUGACCCCAAGAUCACGAUUGUCUCCUGUAACCCCAACUACCGCAACAGCCUGCUGUUCAACACCAGCCUGGACCUGCUGCUCUCAGUGGUGGGUUUCAGCUUCGCCUACAUGGGCAGGGAGCUGCCCACCAACUACAACGAGGCCAAGUUCAUCACCCUCAGCAUGACCUUCUAUUUCACCUCAUCCGUCUCCCUCUGCACCUUCAUGUCUGCCUACAACGGGGUGCUGGUCACCAUAGUGGACCUCUUGGUCACUGUGCUCAACCUCCUGGCCAUCAGCCUGGGCUACUUCGGCCCCAAGUGCUACAUGAUCCUCUUCUACCCGGAGCGCAACACGCCCGCCUACUUCAACAGCAUGAUCCAGGGCUACACCAUGAGGAGGGACUAGUGCCACCCUGUGGCAUCUGGGAGGGAGGGAGGGCCAUGGCAUUGGGAGGUGGAAGCCAGGGGUCUUCCCUGGCUGGUUCAACUCCAGAUGGAAGCAGGGAAGCCAUCCCCAAUUACUCCCACCUUGCCCUGGUUAAUAAUUUAGCAUUCCUUGGAGGUCCUUUGCAUCGGGGCCAUUUUUACCCACUUAGUGAUGGGUGUCUUAAAACAUCCACACUUCAUUGCUUUCCCUUGACCUAUUUUACAUGCCAGGCACUGUCAUCUUCUAGGAAAAAAACUACCCAAGGUGACCUAUUUGUCUCCAAGGACAAAGUCUGAUUUAGCAGCCUACAGCCACCAUCUGGUGGUCGCAGUGGGCACCUGCGAGUUGCAGCUCAUUCCCUUCACUCAUGUUCAAGGCCAAGGGAGGCCUUGGGUGCGCUGGGCUGGGCUGGGCCGGGGUUGGUGUGGGCGGGUGGGGCCUACCAUUCAGCAUGUGAGCUCGGAUAGUGCAGCCAUGGCUCCAUUUGGUAGGUGUCUCACGUGUCCAUUUCCUUUCCUUAUUCCCGAAGCGCUCGGGCCCAGGUCCCUGGGUUAUCUCUAAGGGAUGGCCAGGCAUAGCGUGCUUCCCAAAUGCUUGUGAAUAAACCUCACUUGGGUGAAA